GGACACGUGUGACAAUCGCCUGACCUGCUCCACCAGCUCUGCCUCCAGCCUGGACACCAGUGCCCAGUUCCAGGAGAACAACGGGCAGACGCCGAGCACCAGGUGGGACGAACAGCAGAAGGUCUUUGCCCUCGAGCAGGUCUGUGGCGUCUUCAGAGUGGACCUGGGACAAAUGAGGUCCCUUCGCCUCUUCUUUAGCGAUGAGGCAUGCACCUGCGGACAGCUGGUGGUUGCGAGCAGGGAGAGCCAGUACAAGAUCUUCCAUUUCCACCACGGCGGCCUGGAUAAACUCUCCGAGGUGUUUCAGCAAUGGAAGUACUGCACGGAGACCCACCUCAAGGACCAGCAGCUUACCGACGAGAAAACCUGUAUGCAGUUCUCCAUCCGCCGUCCCAAGCUGCCCUCCUCGGAAACGCACCCGGAGGAGAACGCGUACCGGCGGCUGGACGGGGGCGCGGGGCGGGGGGCGCCCAUUUUUUUAGGGGAGGAGGAGUACAAGCUGCAGAAGGCCAUUUUCUUUGGCGGGAUCGACGUGGCCAUCCGCGGGGAGGUGUGGCCCUUCCUCCUGCGCUACUACAGCUACGGGUCCACCUCCGCGGAGAGGGAGGCGCUGAGGCUGCAGAAGAGGAAGGAGUACUUCGAGAUCCAGGAGAAAAGGCUGUCGAUGAGUCCAGAUGAAGAGAAGGAUUUUUGGCGUAAAGUACAAUUCACGGUGGAUAAGGACGUUGUGAGGACUGACCGCAGCAACCAGUUCUUUCGAGGGGAGAACAACCCAAAUGUGGAAACUAUGAGGAGGAUCUUGCUGAACUAUGCAGUAUUUAACCCAACUAUUGGAUACUCCCAGGGGAUGUCCGACCUGGUGGCCCCGCUCCUGGCAGAGGUCCUGGAUGAGUCAGAUACGUUCUGGUGCUUUGUAGGAUUGAUGCAGAACACAAUCUUCAUCAGCUCACCCCGGGAUGAGGACAUGGAGAAGCAGCUGAUGUACCUGCGGGAGCUGCUGCGGCUCAUGCACCCCCGCUUCUACCAGCACCUUUCUUCCCUGGGAGAAGACGGGCUACAGAUGCUGUUCUGCCACCGCUGGAUCCUCCUCUGUUUUAAACGGGAAUUUCCGGAUGCCGAGGCUUUGCGCAUGUGGGAGGCGUGCUGGGCUCACUACCAGACGGACUAUUUCCACCUCUUCAUCUGCGUGGCCAUCGUGGUGAUUUACGGGGACGAUGUCAUUGAACAGCAGCUGGCCACCGACCAGAUGCUGCUGCAUUUCGGCAACCUGGCUAUGCACAUGAACGGAGAGCUCGUCCUCAGGAAGGCGCGGAGCCUGCUCUACCAGUUCCACCUCCUGCCCCGCAUCCCCUGCAGCCUGCACGACCUGUGCAAGCUGUGCGGGACCGGCAUGUGGGACAGCGGCUUCAUCCCGGCCGUGGAGUGCUCUGGCCAUCACCCCGCGUGCGAGAGCUGCCCGUACGGGGGGCUGGCGGAAACCUCUGCGAAACCAGGAAGCGAAGGCAAGAGAGGGCUGAAAACACGGGACGUCUUUGCUUUCCGAAAAUAGCUGGAGAGGAACAGGGUGCGACAGCGGAAGAGGGAAGGGCAGGAAGGAUGUGCACAGGGAAGAAUGGUGAAGGCAGAAAUGGAGGG
Molecule: messenger RNA, 1635 nt
Organism: Pterocles gutturalis (yellow-throated sandgrouse)
Lineage: Eukaryota; Metazoa; Chordata; Aves; Pterocliformes; Pteroclidae
Product: TBC1 domain family member 16-like
Biological process (GO): activation of GTPase activity
Cellular component (GO): early endosome
Molecular function (GO): GTPase activator activity
Source: RefSeq, a predicted model, not a curated record